AUGUAUGAAUCACUAAUUGCUCUUAGUUCAAUUCAAUUUUCUUGUUGUACAGAUGAUGGGAAUGAAUCUUCUCAUAUCAACAAUACAAAUUUGUUUUUAUCUUAUGUAGCGAAAAGUAUUUUCUUUGAGUUGAUUGCAUGCACAAUCAAAUAUGAUGAUAAAGGUUGUAGAAGAAUACGUCUUGAUUUUCUCCUAGUCUGGCUACCGGUAGACUAUCUUGAAUAUGGAAAUCGAUUAAUAAGUUCGUCUUGUCCGGUCAAUGAUUUGCUAUCUAUUCAAAUGAGGAAAGUUCAAGUAUCCGAUAUCAAGUAG
Molecule: messenger RNA, 312 nt
Organism: Loa loa (African eye worm)
Lineage: Eukaryota; Metazoa; Nematoda; Chromadorea; Rhabditida; Onchocercidae
Exons: 2
Coding region: 1-312 (103 amino acids)
Source: RefSeq, a predicted model, not a curated record